AUGGCGACAAACCCCGGCAAUUAUUCUCUUGUCAAUGAGCUUUACGCAAAUAGUAUCUUCGAUGAAGAGGAAAUUCCGAAUACAAUUGAAGUCCCUGAUGAUGAAAUAGACUUGGUCGAUGAUAUCUUGGACAAUGAUAUAGCUG
Molecule: messenger RNA, 145 nt
Organism: Racocetra fulgida
Lineage: Eukaryota; Fungi; Glomeromycota; Glomeromycetes; Diversisporales; Gigasporaceae
Source: the annotation of a GenBank genome assembly